GCUUCUGAUAAGGGGGGGUUACACGACAGCGAGGAGUAAGCAAAGGGGAGAAACCCGCGGGUCUUCCAAGAAUAACUGCAGUGGUGUCUUCGGGUUCAUCUGUGGGACGUGGUUGCCUUCAGGUUCACAUUAACCGCCUCGUUUCUCCGUCGUUACCCAAAGCCUUACUUACCUUGUCCCUCCCCCCCCGUCCCUGCGUUGGCAGAUCACGACUACCUAAAUAUGGAUGUCGUUAUCGUGGGUGCCGGUGUCACCGGUCUGACAGCAGGCAUCUCGCUCCGUCGCACCGGACACAGGGUGACCAUAUUUGAGAGAUCUGCCCUCAAUAAUGAGGUCGGUGCGGCAAUCAACGUACCACCAAACGUCGGUCGUUUUCUGCUGCCGUGGGGCCUGGACCCCAUCCGUGCCCGGUUCGUGUCGUCCAAGGGCAUGUAUUUUGUGUCGCACUCGACUUUUGACGAACAGUCCUUCCAUGAUCACUCCCGUAACACCGCCUUGUUUGGCGCCCCGCUAUACUACGCACACCGAGUUGACCUGCAUGAGAGUCUCAAGCGCCUGGCAACUGAUCCGGACGGGCCCGGGGUGCCUGUCAAGAUACAUCUCAAGUCCGAAGCGACCGGUUAUGAUUCCGACACUCCCUCCAUAACCCUCAGCAGCGGCACUGUCAUCGCCGCCGACCUCGUCAUCGCUGCCGACGGGGUGCAUUCUGUCGCCGUCGAGGCCGUACUGGGCAAGCCGAAUCCCCCGCAGCCGGCCAACCACGCCAACUGCUCCUAUCGCUUCCUCAUCCCGACGGCCGAAUUGGAUGCCGACCCGGAAACCCGCUUCUUUGUCCACGGUCCGCAGGCUCUGGGCGCUAGGAUAUUUGCUCAUCCCGAGGGCCAGCGGAGAAUUGUUUCUUACCCGUGUCGAGACUAUGAAGUCAUCAACUUUAUCGGCAUCUGUGUUGACAAGGAUUUCAUUUCCAAAAGAGAAGACUGGCAUGCCUCUGUCGACAAGUCCAAACUCCUCAAAGCGUUUGAAGGCUUCCAUCCUGGACUCAUCGCCGUCAUGAAGUACGCAUUGCGGUGGAUAAAUGACACAAUCGGUCCCUUUUUACCUCGUUCUUUCCUAAUGGACACUGAUUCUGUAUUCGGUAAACGAAACAGGAAAGCUAAAGACAUCAAGCGCUGGCCGCUCUUAUAUCGCCCUCCCGUCCCGACUUGGCAUAGGGGCAAGAUGGCCCUCGCUGGUGACGCAGCUCAUCCCAUGUUGCCUCAUCACGGCCAGGGUGGCGCACAGGGUAUGGAAGAUGGCCUGGCAAUCGGCCUCGUCUUCUGCAGUUUGGCGGACCGCUCGCAGAUCGAGGAACGCCUUGCCAUCUACGAGAAGGUCCGACGGAAUCGCGCCUCCUCGAUCCAGAUGCUGAGCAACUUCGGGUUUGACGAGGCGGUGGACGGGGGUGUCGCCGACUAUUUGGAGGGAACCGCUGUACCCAAGAACGCAGGGGACAUGAUCAAACUAGCUUAUGAGCCAGAUGUGGUGCAGCGGACUGUUCAGCUCAUGACUGAGUUCGACCCGAGCUUCAAGGUGCCCGAAGGGUUCUUCGCAACGGAGUUUUAGGCGAAUGAAAAGGAAACCAGUAGUUGUGGUUAUCUGUCCCUCCAUAUCUGGUACCUUUAGCAGGAAAGCCCGUCAAGCUUGGUGCGUGUCGACUCGAGGAGCAACAACCUGGUAUUGGCCCCUUGAGGAUCUGCCGGAUGACGACGACUAUCUUCGUAGCCUGUCAAGAAAAUACCGU
Messenger RNA from Phialemonium atrogriseum, 1780 nucleotides. Its product is annotated as FAD/NAD(P)-binding domain-containing protein. Lineage: Eukaryota; Fungi; Ascomycota; Sordariomycetes; Cephalothecales; Cephalothecaceae. The record is from RefSeq and is a predicted model, not a curated record. The transcript is spliced from 6 exons. Gene Ontology annotation, molecular function: monooxygenase activity; FAD binding. Bases 223 to 1602 code for a protein of 459 amino acids.